Molecule: messenger RNA, 953 nt
Organism: Cynara cardunculus var. scolymus (artichoke)
Lineage: Eukaryota; Viridiplantae; Streptophyta; Magnoliopsida; Asterales; Asteraceae
Product: chlorophyll a-b binding protein CP24 10A, chloroplastic-like
Exons: 2
Coding region: 63-839 (258 amino acids)
Biological process (GO): photosynthesis, light harvesting in photosystem I; response to light stimulus
Cellular component (GO): membrane
Source: RefSeq, a predicted model, not a curated record
UCCAUGCUCCUCUUCUUCCAUAUUCAAACCCCACAAAAACACACCUUGGUUACAGAGCAACAAUGGCAGCUGCUACAUCUGCUGCAGUGUUAAAUGGGCUGGGAUCACCUUUCUUGACUGGUGGCAAGAGGAGCCAUACCUUACCUGCCCCAAUUGGUGCCGCCAUCGGUGGUGCUGUGUCGGCACCUAGGCGGCUGGUUAUUGCUGCUGCUGUUGCUCCCAAGAAAUCUUGGAUCCCCGCCGUUAAAGGGGGCGGCAGUUUGGUUGACCCCGAGUGGCUUGAUGGAUCGCUCCCAGGUGACUUCGGGUUCGACCCACUAGGCCUAGGCAAGGACCCAGCAUUCCUCAAAUGGUACAGAGAAGCAGAGCUCAUCCAUGGCAGGUGGGCUAUGGCUGCAGUCCUUGGCAUCUUCGUGGGCCAGGCAUGGAGUGGCAUUCCAUGGUUUGAAGCCGGAGCAGACCCGGGUGCCAUUGCCCCAUUCUCCUUCGGAAGUCUUUUGGGCACCCAACUCCUCCUCAUGGGUUGGGUUGAGAGCAAGAGAUGGGUCGAUUUCUUCAACCCUGAAUCACAAUCGGUUGAGUGGGCCACCCCAUGGUCCAAAACUGCUGAGAAUUUCACCAAUUACACCGGUGAACAAGGAUACCCAGGUGGCAAAUUCUUCGAUCCAUUGAGCCUUGCGGGCACAAUCCAGAAUGGAGUUUACAUUCCCGACACCGAUAAGCUUGACAGAUUGAAGUUGGCUGAGAUUAAGCAUGCAAGACUCGCUAUGGUUGCUAUGCUAAUUUUCUACUUUGAGGCAGGGCAAGGGAAAACACCACUAGGAGCUCUUGGCUUAUAAGGGAAAAAAAGGGGUUGUGUUAUGAAGCUUCUAUGUGAUCAUGUAACCAUGUAAAUUUAUUUAGAGAAAUCCCACAAAAGCACCAAGUUGAAUCGAUCAAUUCAGUUUUUCCUA